Messenger RNA from Carassius auratus (goldfish), 3808 nucleotides. RefSeq names its product nesprin-2-like. Gene Ontology annotation, cellular component: meiotic nuclear membrane microtubule tethering complex; nuclear envelope; membrane. The transcript has 14 exons. Bases 1 to 2109 code for a protein of 702 amino acids. NCBI's taxonomy places the organism in Eukaryota, Metazoa, Chordata, Actinopteri, Cypriniformes, Cyprinidae. Gene Ontology annotation, molecular function: protein binding. The record is from RefSeq and is a predicted model, not a curated record.
AUGAGUGCAGUCUCUGAGGACGGGGAGGGAGAGCUGAGGGUUCGGGAUCGGAGCAUGUGGAGCACCAGGGUCCUUCUCUCCCCCGUGUUCAUGAGCAGUGAGCACCCAUCAGUCCCUCAGGUCGCCUCUGAGACGGCACAGAUGGGAGUGGCACUUGGUGAUGCCAGGAUGUUAGAAGAGACGUCACUCAAAGCCAGUCACCAUGGAAACACCAGAGUAGAUCCCAGAGGAAGUGAUGAAGAUGAAGAAGAGAAGCAAACAUGUGUUGAUAUGAACCCCCAAAGUGGUCUCUACCUGCAGUCCUCUGAGACCUGCUUUCCUUCGAGAAGCUCUCAACUGCAUGAUGAUUUGAAGGAGUUCUCGGAGUGCUCGUCCAUUGGAGACUUAAGCCAAGAUGCUUCCUUCUCCCUCGAGAGCUGCAUCAAGCUGGAAAGAAGGUGGAUGCUGUGGUACGAAUUCAAGAAAGAGCUCUCCUGUUUGGAAGACUGGCUUCGAUCAGCUGAGAAAAUGGCAGCAUCCCCAAACUCCAGCCAUAUGCUGUAUGUAACAGCAAAAGAGGAGUUACAAAAAUAUGAGAACCUGCGUGCUGAGGCCAGGAUACGUUUAACCCAGCUGGACGGACUGACCCAGAGGAGUCGAACUCUGGUUGGCCUGUUCAGAGGUGCUAUGGGUGCACGGCUCAUGGAAAUGAUAAAGGACUGCGGACAGCGCUGGGAUCAGCUCAGCAACACUGUGGAGACAGUGUGCCGCAGGUUGAAGCAUUUCGUCUGCCAGCGGGAGGAUUUUGAGAGGCAGAGGGAAGAGAUGGCAGUGUGGCUGGUUGAUCUGGACCUCCGGCUGACUGAAGUGGAGCACUUCUCAGGCAAAGACACCUGCUCGAAGAUGCACCAGCUUCAGGGGUUUCAAGAGGCAGUUGGAGAGAGUGCGGGUCGACUGAAUGAUCUGCUCCAGCAUGGAGAAGAGUUGAUCCAAAGAAGCGAGCCGGCUGAUGCCCAGGCCAUCGAGAACCAGCUGCAGGAACUCCUGCUCCACUGUACCCGUGUCUUUCAGGGCCUGGGCCAUCUGCACACGCGCCUGCUCAGCAUGAGACUGGUUUUUGAGGAGGACUGGGCUCUGUGCGCUCCUGACUCUGGCUGUCCGUCUGAGAGUAUGCUGGAGGAUGAGUGUUUUAUAGACCGCAGCAUGGCUCUUCGGUCCAGUCAAGAUCACCUGGUCCUGGAGUGGGACCCUUCAGUGGACAUUGGUGGUUCAAUCUCUCAUGAUGGCACCGACUCGUCCUCUUUCAGUGCAGCUGCAGGUGUGCCUUACACAGAUGAACCAGCCAAAUAUGCUGUGAGGAGAAGAGUCUACAUGGGUCCUGUGGACUCGCAACCAGAAAAUGCUGCGGUCAGUGUCAAGCAGCCAGGCAUUAAGAAGAGUUUAGAGAAUGUGGCCCCACCCCAGAGGCCAGUGCCAGUCAUCAGAACUGGCAAGCAUGAGUACGCCGGACCAUUUAAAACUAGGGCCACACCUGAAACGGGGGCUCCUGAAUCUGUGACCUUUGACCCUGAGCGCAUCAGUGCUUGGCUGGGCCAGACACAUCAACUUUGUUCUAAAGCUGUCCAGACAGAGCAUGAUCCACAGGCGCGCUCCAGUUUUUCAUCUCUGCCAUUCGGAAAGGAGGAGGAAGGAGAGGAGUAUCAAGAGAGCGUGCUCCCCCAGAGACGCCCCCACCCACCGCACACGUGCUUCACCCCCUGCCCAUCCCAGUCAUGUGACCUCCAGCAUCACUCUUACCAACGUCACGAAGACCCACAGAGGCAGCAGGAGAGACUUUGUUUCCCUGACUCUUUGGAGGACAACACCCAUGCAAAGUCGAGUCGUGAACUGUGUGGACCGAAGGCUUCUGCUGGCAGCUUAUGGCACAGUGACUCCUGGCUUUUGGGGCCCUUGAGGUUUUUUAACAUGCGAAAGGCCUUGGCACCCCUGCUGGUCCUCCUAUUUGCCCUGUUGCUUGCUGUGGUGAUCUGGCCCCUCAUCAUGCUCUACAAUACCUCAUGCCAUCAGUCCAAUACUCUGACCCGCUCAUUUCACUUGGCCCUACAUUACAAAGGACCCCCUCCCACCUGAGGACACAAGCAAUAAUGGCAAAAAGUUUAGUAAUAGCACACGGGAUUGUUUUGGGGUUGUUGUUGGUCUAUAUAUCCAUUUAGAUGCAUUACCAGGGUUGCUUUGGUCAUGGAUUGUACAAAAGUGUCCUUAAGUGCCAUCCAUAAGAUUUAAAUAUGGUCGGACUCGAGGCCAUCAAAACUUAGUGCAAGCUAAUAUAACAAUUGCACUUAAUUCUGCUCCGACACAAAUUUUCUCACAAUGUCAGAGUGAGUUGUAUAAAACUAAUUUGAUUUGACAGCUCUGGGAUCAUCUCUGUUUAAAACUGCCAUGCUGAGCAUGUGUUCUUGAAUUUUUGACUGACGGAUUAAGCUUUUUUGGCCAACCAGUUAUUUAUAGGUUUGUUAGAGGAAAAAAAAUUCUAAUAAUUUAUAAAAAAGCAGAUUGGUUGUGAAUGAAAGGGGUGUGUGUGUAUGCGAGUGCUUGCUUUAAGAUUUUUUUGAUAGUUUAAAAAAUAGUUUUGUACAGAAAGAAUAUAAUUGAACAUUUCUUACUGCAUUACAAUAUGCAAUAUUUGAUCAAGAACCACUGUGCUGUAUACUGUAAUCGCUGUAACAUUUAUUUUUAAAAAAGGCAUUCUGCACUGUACUGUAUCUACACUGAUUGCAUCAGUCCAAUGAAGAAGACACACAAGCAAGCUUUAAAGCGAGUCCUUGAGCUCAUCAAGAAUUGGUUUUGCACUGUUUUCCACUUUUUAUGACUUGUGAAAUAAAAGAGAUGAGUGAAAACAAGUGGCUGGCUGUGGAUGGUGACAAUGGAAUGCAUGUAGAGUGAUACGCCGUGUGAUUCUCAUUGGGGGAAGCAGUCAGUGUCUUUCUCUGGCUUGCUGGACAAGCUGAAAGAGUUUUUUGUGCUGCUGCCAGAGAUGAACACUCAAAAAGAUUAUGAAAGAAUGUUUCAAAUUCAAUUAGCACACAAAUGAUCUUCGCUGGAAACGUUUGCAGAUGGCCUUUCAACCUCAUCUCGAUCCAUUCAGAGCUCUUGGGAGUUGAACUAUAGUCAACGCUGCAGAAAAUGAAGUGUUGUGUGCAUGGAGAACCGCAAGGCACCCGGCGAUGGGGGGCUAACAGUAGUUGACCAGCUCACUUCUGAUCCUGAUGUUUAAACCUGCGUGUGGAAGCACGUGCUGGUCAACCCCCCACGACACCGGCUUCUUAAAAUAAGACCUCGGUUGUGGCAGAUGAGAGUGUGGGAAACGGAGUUGACAGACGGAUCCAUGAGCUUGACGUGGCCUUCGGUUGAACAUGUCAGAAGCACCCACCCCCAGCUUCACCCCUCUGCUCACACACAAGCGCACUGUCGCAAGGCAUUAGCAUGGCAGAAAUAUACACACUUGCUCCUUCUACUCCAUCUAAAGCCUGCAUGAGCAUUUCACAACAGCGGUGCAACAUAUUCCCAUCUCCAUGCUAGAGCCUAUGUGACAUCAGAUGUGCAUUUAGAGGCUUAGAGGCAGGAUUUUGAGGGCUGUUGAAGGAAGAAGCUUGUGCUUACAGUGUACAGUUUUUAAAGAUGCCAUAACUGUGAAGUUUUUUUUUUUUGAGGAACUCCUCAUGACAUUGAGACACAGGUUAGAAAAAUGCCUCAAAUGAAUUCAGUCAUUAUUUGUUUUACCAUUUUUGUAUCACAACUGAUGUAAAUCGUUUAUUUAGCCCUUUUGAUA